This is a messenger RNA of Macrosteles quadrilineatus (aster leafhopper), 2242 nucleotides long. Its product is annotated as regulator of MON1-CCZ1 complex-like. Gene Ontology annotation, biological process: regulation of autophagy. The record is from RefSeq and is a predicted model, not a curated record. Gene Ontology annotation, cellular component: Mon1-Ccz1 complex; lysosomal membrane; late endosome membrane. Lineage: Eukaryota; Metazoa; Arthropoda; Insecta; Hemiptera; Cicadellidae. The transcript has 13 exons. Bases 157 to 2010 code for a protein of 617 amino acids.
ACUGUGUUGUUGUUGAAAAUUAGUAGUUAUUUUAGGUUAGAUUUUGUAUAUAUUUACAGUUAUGAGUGUACAGGAUUUUUAUAAUUUGAAAAGAACGUCUCUCGCUGUUAUACAGGAUAAAUAAAUCACAAGUUACGAAUCCAAAGAAACGUAAUAAUGUCUAUCGAAAGUUACUAUUUAAAAUUGUCUGAACCUCUGAAGUUUGAGGCUGUGAGUAGAGCUCGUCUCAACAAUGUAUUUUUUGACGAAUGUCAUAAUCAGGUAUUUUCAGUGCAGUCAGGAGAGAUGACAGAAAUCAUUGUCAGAUGCCCUCCCUCUCACGUCAGAAGUUUCAAGAUGAAGGAGAAAGGUCCAGUUAUCUCAAUUAAAUUCAAUUUUUCUCAAAAUAUUUUGGCUGUUCAAAGGACAUCAUCAUGUGUGGAAUUCAUACAUUUUCAAGAAGGAAACCAGUUCGUAGAAUUCUCUCAUCCCUGUAAGAGCAAGAAUGCUAAAAUUCUUGGAUUCGUUUGGAUGUCUGCUUCUGAUAUAGUUUAUGUAACAGAUCAAGGUGUAGAGUUAUGCCAGGUAGAAGCCACCAAGUGCCAAGUAAAGAUGACCAAGUCACUGGCAAUGACAGUCAACUGGUUUCUCUUCUGCCAUCAUUCUAGCAUUCUCCUGUUGUCUUCUGGUAACCUCGGCAACACAGUGCAACCAAUCUUCAUCAAGCAAGGGAAUCUCCACAAGUUGCCACGUUUUGAAGUUGAGAUGUCUGGGGUACCGAGAUCUCAGAAGUUAGUGGUAGAGGAGAGAGAUGCAGUUGUUGGAAUUGUCUACGGUCAACCUAGAGUACUAGUUCUCCGUCAUCAGUCCACUUCCAACCAUCAAGGCGCUCAAGUUUUCAUCUAUACUAUUAAAAAGAUGUCCACUGUCAAGAAAACCCACAUUUUAAACCUCGGUAGAAGUGGAAGGUUUGCCUUGAGUAUUGUUGACAAUCUUAUUUUUGUUCAUCACCAAGCCUCUAAAACUUCACUGAUGUUUGACAUCGGAUUGGAAGCUGAAUGUGAUGGGUCUGUUUACUAUCACUCCCCCGUGAUGCCUCCUCAACCCAUACGUGGUGAAAAUGCAGAACUUUAUUCUUCUAAUUGGAUUAUGUUUUCUCCAAACGUAGUCAUUGAUGCUAAAAUUGGGUGUUUAUGGUACCUGGAGUUAGAACUUGAACAUAUUAGCAAACUAGUCCACAGUAAGAGCUUUCUCAUAGAGUUCUUUAUGCUAAGGGCAAACUCCAAAGAAUACAUUUUGAGGGAACUACGAGAAGCGACGCAGAGCCUCAAUCAGAAUCUAGAAGAGUUAGCCUUAGUGUUUGACAAGCUGAAUGCAGUGUAUCGGCAAAAGUUGCUGCAGAAUGUCAAGUGGCAGUUGGCCAGUCCAGUGAGUGCUGUGGACAGUCAAGUCUCUGAAAGUUCUCUAGUCACACGAGUGGUCAUAGACCAGUCCGAUAUGUACACCAAUGUACUGUCUAAGAUGGCAGACUUCAUAAAUGAAGAUAGUCCACCAAGGAACCGUAAGUUGGCAAUGUGGGUGCUUCUGGAGUAUGUGAGAUCACUGACGGAUCAUCAGAUCCCAGUACAACACUAUCUUCAUGAGUUGGUCAUCAACUCCUUGAUACUCAAUAAAGCCUAUUACCAACUUCACCAGCUUCUGCAAUAUUUUGUCGUUUCUGACUCUAAGCCUCUGGCUUGCUUGCUGUUGUCCCUCGAGAACCUGUACCCUCCAGCCCACCAACUAGCCUUGGACAUGCUGCAUAGGCUGAACACUGCCAGCCAAGAGAUAACUGAGGUUCUGCUCUCCAAGCACCAAAUACUGCCUGCACUUAGGUACGCCAUAGAAUCUGAAAACGAAGACCAGCUGUCAGGGCGUAAGUUUCUCGAGUUAGCUCAAGCGACUGAAGACAAACUAGUGUUUUACGCUGUUUCUACUUACUUUGAGGCUAAACGUGCCUCAGUCAACGGUUCUGUCCCUUCACUGAGAUGAAGGUUGAAUGUAACAUGCGGUACAUCUUAAUUCAACAUUCUUAAUUUGUGUUAUUUUCACGAUCGGAAGUAAAUUAUUUUUGUUAAAAUACUAUUUUAUGUAUUAAUUAAUUGACUUAGUUUUAUCAAGACUCCAUGGCAUUAUGUCCUAUUAUAAUAUUAUUAUAAUAAAUAUAAUAAUAAUAUACAAUAAUAAUAAUAAUAAUAAUAUAAUAUAAUAAUAUUAUUAUUGA